UUCCUCCCGUGGGCUUGGGGGCAGGAUACAGAGAUGCGCAGGCUGGGCUCUGCCAAGCCCAGGCCCUGGGCCUGCUUCUGGGCCAUGCUGACCUUGGUGGGGAUGGUCACUCGUGCAGCCCAGAAAGCCGAUGUCGGCGGGGAGUCAGCGGGCACCUCCAUCAACCACUCCCAGAUGCUGCUCCAGCGCCUGCAGGAACUGCUGCGGCAGGGGAAUGCCAGCGAUGUGGUGCUGCGGGUGCAGGCUGUGGGCACUGACGAGGUCCGAGUUUUCCACGUCCACCGCCUGCUGCUGGGACUGCACAGUGAGCAGUUCCGGGAGCUGCUGAGUAACCAGAGCGAGGUGGUGCUGCAGGAGCCCCGGGACUGUGCUGCCGUCUUCGACAAGUUUAUCAGGUACCUCUACUGCGGCGAGCUGACCGUGCUGCUGGCACAGGCCAUCCCCCUGCACCAGCUGGCCACCAAGUACCGCGUGGCCUCCUUGCAGCGGGGCGUGGCCGACUACAUGCGCGCGCACCUGGCGGGCGGCGCGGGCCCGGCGGUGGGCUGGUACCACUAUGCGGUGAGCACUGGAGACGAGGCCCUGCGCCAGAGCUGCCUGCAGUUCCUGGCCUGGAACCUGUCGGCCGUGGCGGGGAGCGCCGAGUGGGGCGCCGUGAGCCCUGAGCUGCUGGCGCGGCUGCUGCCGCGCUCGGACCUCGUGCUGCAGGACGAGCUGGAGCUGUUCCAGGCGCUGGAGGCGUGGCUGGGCCGCGCGCGGCCGCCGCCGGCCGUGGCCGAGCGCGCGCUGCGCGCCAUCCGCUACCCCAUGAUCCCUCCGGCGCAGCUGUUCCAGCUGCAGGCGCGCUCGGCUGCCCUGGCGCGCCACGGCCCGGCGGUGGCCGACCUGCUGCUGCAGGCCUACCAGUUCCACGCCGCCUCGCCGCUGCACUACGCCAAGUUCUUCGACGUCAACGGCAGCGCCUUCCUGCCCCGCAACUACCUCGCGCCCGCCUGGGGCGCCCCGUGGGUCAUCAACAACCCGGCCCGUGACGACCGCAGUACCAGCUUCCAGACGCAGCUGGGCCCGAGCGGCCACGACUCGGGCCGCCGGGUCACCUGGAACGUGCUUUUCUCGCCGCGCUGGCUGCCGGUCAGCCUGCGGCCCGUCUACGCGGACGCCGCGGGCACCGCGCUGCCCCUCGCACGCCCCGAGGACGGCCGGCCGCGGCUGGUGGUCACACCGGCCAGCAGCGGCGGCGACGCGGCAGGCGUGAGCUUCCAGAAAACCGUGCUGGUGGGGGCGCGCCAACACGGCCGCCUUCUGGUCCGCCACGCCUACAGCUUCCACCAGAGCAGCGAGGAGGCCGGCGACUUCCUGGCGCACGCCGACCUGCAGCGGCGCAACUCCGAGUACCUGGUGGAGAAUGCCCUGCAUCUCCACCUCAUCGUCAAGCCCGUCUAUCACACCCUCAUCCGGACCCCCAAGUAGCCAAGCGGGCCGGGGCAGGGAGCUCAGCAUCCCUGACGCCUCUGGAUCAGGAAAAUAAAGGCCCAGUAGAGAUGGCGCAGAGGGACUGGGAGUAGCAUGACCAGUGGAGGUGUCUAACCCGGCCUGCUGGGUGACCAGGCGCUGGCGGCCUUAGAGUUGGGUGGAAGCCAGGCGAUGGGUGGUAGACCAGAUGCCUGAUUUCAGGAGCUGCUUUCACAUUGACUUGAAAGUGAGGUUCUUGGUAUUGUGUGUAUAUAUGCUCAGUUGCAUUCCACUCUUUGCCAUCUCAUGGACUGUAGCCCAGCAGGCUCCUCUGCCCAUGGAAUUUUUUAGGCAAGAAUACCGGAGGGGGAUGCCA
Molecule: messenger RNA, 1828 nt
Organism: Odocoileus virginianus texanus
Lineage: Eukaryota; Metazoa; Chordata; Mammalia; Artiodactyla; Cervidae
Gene: BTBD17
Product: BTB domain containing 17
Molecular function (GO): protein binding
Source: RefSeq, a predicted model, not a curated record